GACUCGUUCAGUAAACAUGAGAUUAUUGGCUGUGUUCGCGUUUGUGUUUUGCGCUUUUAGCGCUAAACCGCUCGAAACGGAAACUGCCAAGAUUUUGGCUACCCUGCCAUUUCCGGGUCGUUCGCAGUACAUAUUUGUGGAGAGCUACUUGAAGGCCCUGGCCGCAAAGGGUCACCAGGUGACAGUGAUUAACGCAUUCAAAAAUAAGGCAACGCCCAACAUGCGCUUUAUCGAGGCAUUUGGAGCCCAUGAACUCUCUGAUGAGAUUAUGAGUUUGCUGAAUGUGCCCAUUUUGUGGCAACAACUGAAUGCAAUGGAUUACAUUUUAACCAAAUUUAUUGAGACUACGCUGGAAGAUGAAGGUGUGAAGAAGCUGUUAAGCUCUGGAGAAACAUUUGAUCUGGUGCUGGCGGAGAUGAUCCAAAUGGAACCUCUGUAUGCCCUCGCACAGCAUUUUAAUGCCACUUUGGUUGGUUUCUCUAGCUAUGGAACAGAUCGAAAGAUUGAUGAACAUGUUGGCAAUAUAUCGCCCAUAUCGUAUAACCCUUUGGUAACCUCUCCCCGUACCGACAAGAUGACCUUCCUAGAACGUUUGGAAAAUCACUAUGAUGCCCUUGUGGAGGAUAUUCAUCGGUAUUUUGUUCACCUGCCAAAUAUGCAGAUAGUGUACAAAAAGUAUUUCCCUAACGCGAAGAAAACUAUGGAUGAAGUAAUAGACAGCUUUUCGCUGAUUUUGCUGGGUCAGCACUUUUCUCUGAGCUACCCUCGACCUUAUUUGCCCAACAUGAUCGAAGUAGGAGGAAUGCAAAUUUCCCACAAGCCGAAGCCCCUUCCCGAGGACAUUAAGCAGUUCAUUGAGGGUUCGCCCAAUGGCGUCAUCUACUUCUCCAUGGGAUCCAAUGUGAAGAGUAAGGAUCUGCCCCAGAAAACUCGCGACACGCUGCUGAAAACCUUUGCAAAACUGAAGCAGCGAGUUCUGUGGAAAUUCGAAGACGACGAUAUGCCGGGCAGGCCAGCGAAUGUGCUGAUCAAGAACUGGUAUCCCCAGCCGGACAUUUUGGCCCAUCCGAAUGUGAAGUUGUUCAUCACUCACGGUGGCCUGCUGAGCACCAUAGAGAGUGUGUACUUUGGCAAGCCCGUGCUGGGAUUGCCCUGCUUCUAUGAUCAGCACAUGAAUGUGCAGCGCGCCCAGCGAAUGGGAUUCGGUUUGGGCUUGGAUCUGCAGAAUCUGAAGCAGGAGGAAUUGGAAAAGGUCAUCCAAACGCUGCUCACCGAUCCCAGUUACGCCCGUGCAUCGGCCUCCAUUUCGGAGCGGUAUCGCGAUCAGCCGGAAUCAGCCGUCGAUCGGGCUGUUUGGUGGACGGAAUAUGUUAUUAGACACAAAGGUGCUCCCCACCUGCGAGCAACCGCCAGAGAUCUCAACUUCAUUCAACUCCACAGCCUGGACACUUGGGCUGUCCUGCUGGGCGUACCUCUAUUGGUUGCCCUUGUCAUCCUAAAGGUAUCUAGCAAACUGCUGGGGGGCAAGAAGAAACCAGGGUGCCCGCAUGCUGAUAAGCUAAAGAAACAGUAGAAAUCGUUUACUAUAUGUUUGUUGUUUAUAGUCCUAAGUACCUAAAUUUCUUAUCAGCCUAAUCAAGUGAUUGUUAAAAUUAUAUUUCUUAUUGCUUA
Drosophila elegans is the source of this 1671-nucleotide messenger RNA. It is a transcript of the gene Ugt35C1, whose product is annotated as UDP-glycosyltransferase UGT5. The record is from RefSeq and is a predicted model, not a curated record. Gene Ontology annotation, molecular function: UDP-glycosyltransferase activity. Lineage: Eukaryota; Metazoa; Arthropoda; Insecta; Diptera; Drosophilidae. Bases 17 to 1573 code for a protein of 518 amino acids. The transcript is spliced from 2 exons.